AAUUGGGAUUUUGUAGUGGGAUUAAAUGCUGCCUCUUCAUUUCUUUCUUUAUGGCGACGGUGGUGGUUACAAUGGAUCUGGAUGAAGCGACGUUCGUUCAAGCAAGUGGUGGCGAUUUCAUGACCAGGAAAGUGAAGAGACAGAGAGACAUAAGGAGAAAUCGAAAGAGGGAGGAGGAUGAAGAUCAUGAAUUAAGAGAGGGGGCCUAUCGGUGAUGGAGACGACCGUGAAACUGCCGUCUUCAGGCGGCGGCGAUGAUGGUUUGAUGAACACCUGUUACAGGUGGACCUUUAUUGAGCUUGGAGUCAUGGAUUCAGAUCACACAGGAAUUGCUGUUGUGUUAAUGGGAGUUGGUGGCGCCGGAAAAUCAACUAUAGGCGAACUGCUUGCAAAAGCUCUAAAUUGUAGCUUUGUUGAUGCUGAUGACUUCCAUCCGCAAUCAAACAAAGAGAAGAUGAAGAAGGGGAUUCCUUUGUCGGAUGAAGACCGGACCCCAUGGCUUGAAGUGCUUCGGGAUGUUGUGAAUGCGAAUUUGGUCAGUGGCAAGACUGUAAUUCUUGGGUGUUUUGCCCUCCAAAAGCAGUACAGGGAGAUUCUUAGGUCAUUGCUGACAAUCGUUUAAAAAAAAGAUUCAUUGCUGACAGGUAAUGAAUAAAUACCCUAAAACAAGUCAUGUAGGAUUUGGUCUUGUUCUUGGUGAUGAUGGAAAGAGAUUUAGAACUUGUAUUACGGAAGUAGCUAAGUUGGUUAAUUGCUUGAUAAAGCUAAAACUCGUUGUAAAGCGGCUCUUGUGGAGCGAGGUAAAGUGGCUGAGUGGACUCCUGUGGAGCUUGAACAAACUACUAAAGCUUUUGAAUAUGGUGCUGUUAAGUGCCCAACCCUCCUAUAAGCAUAGCUCAAGUAUGCAUUGCUCACACAUCUCAUGUAGACUAUUAAUAUUACACGUGGCUAAAUCGCUCGGCUGGGUGAGUCGGGUAACGGACUAACAGCCGUUGUAGUAUACCGUCGCAUUCACCACAACUAGCCGUCGUUCAGUCUGCACCACUACCACGCGCCGCUGGACACAACCGUAGCACCCUCAUCUGCCGCCAUGAACUAUAGUUUGUCACUUCCGCAUUGACUUGUUUCCAAUUAACCGCAAGCAACAACUUUGCCAUAUAUUUCUGCUACCGUGCCAUCCUUCGAAUAACUCGACUUUCGAUUCAGGUUAGCAACUGAUCCAUAAUAUUUGUGUGAGUUCUUGCUUUUUUUGGAUGUCUCCGACGAUCUGAUAUUUUACGAAGAUGAUGAGACGAUAAAACCUACUUGAAUAUAAAAUGAACAUUAUAUAUGUACUCAAAAUUAUUUUAUAAAACUUGUAGUGUUAUUCACUCUAUUAAAACGAUUUACUGGUUAUGGUUAGAGAUCUAAGGCUUUUAUCAGUUCAAAUAUAAAUCGGGUUAUUUUCUUGGUUAUAAUAUAUACCUGAUCUAAUACAAUCGGUAAGCUUUAAAUUGAGUUUUAGUAUAAGUGAUGAGUAUAUAACUUUGUUUAGGUAAAUAUCUAAACGUAAAAGUUUGGUGUCAUUGUGUAGUUCCAAAAGCUUAAUAAAUUAGAUAGUACUUCGCAAGGUCUCUGUCGUUGGAAAAUCAGUAAGUCCAUGAGUCUUAUACCGAUUCAAUGUUCUUAAACUUAAUAAUGAAAAUAUAGGUUGCAUACUCGUCAAAGCCGAUUUGCUCUGCUUGCUUAUAAGUUACGGAUUCUGUUUUUCUUUCAUCAUAGUAUACUGUUAUUUUUCGUUACUCGUUGAUACGGAUUCUUUGGUCUUGCGAUCAUAAUAUUUUCUAUGUCCAUUACUUCGUAGUACGGAUUUUUGUCUCUGUCUUGAAGUGUUGUUUUCAUGAUUUGAUACCUAUAUUCGUUUGAUAUGUGAUACCUUAUAGGAGUCGGUUUGUAUUUCUUUGUUUGUUUGUUUAUUAGUGUGUUGUAGCAUGCCAUACCUCAGACUUGUAUCAUGGUCGCAUGUUCCUGUUAAUAUUAUUUUCAGUUUCCUGUGAACUAUUUAUAAGGCCUUUGUAUUUGUACUCUGUCACCCAAGCAUGUCUGGCUUGUCGUUUGGGCGUCAACGACAUGGCACUUGUCGUGACAGUGCGUAAUCAAAGUUCACGGCGUCUCUAGCUUGUGCUUGUGUAGCACCUUG
Helianthus annuus (common sunflower) is the source of this 2179-nucleotide messenger RNA. Its product is annotated as gluconokinase-like. NCBI's taxonomy places the organism in Eukaryota, Viridiplantae, Streptophyta, Magnoliopsida, Asterales, Asteraceae. Bases 215 to 622 code for a protein of 135 amino acids. Gene Ontology annotation, cellular component: cytoplasm. The transcript has 8 exons. The record is from RefSeq and is a predicted model, not a curated record. Gene Ontology annotation, molecular function: gluconokinase activity.